This is a messenger RNA of Prunus avium (sweet cherry), 464 nucleotides long. RefSeq names its product SEED MATURATION PROTEIN 1. The record is from RefSeq and is a predicted model, not a curated record. Gene Ontology annotation, biological process: seed dormancy process. NCBI's taxonomy places the organism in Eukaryota, Viridiplantae, Streptophyta, Magnoliopsida, Rosales, Rosaceae.
ACAGGGCUAGCUGAUGCAAGUGAAAAUGGCAAAGAGCAAAGAUGACAUAAAGUAUGGGACUUCACAAGCGAGGCUGAACGAGGACGAAGCUGUGAGGGUUGCGUACAAGCAUGGGACGCCUCUUGAAGGAGGCAAAAUUGCUGAUUCUGAGCCUGUGGAUUUAUUUUCCAGUGCUCAUAAUAUUCCAAAGGCUCAAGCUCAGGCUCAUCAUGAUGUUCAUGAUGAAGAUUCUAAUCACAACCAGUCCCAGAUGAAACAAGAUGAUCUUACUAGAAGAGAAGGUGGUCCAGAAUCUGCUGCUGGCAGUACUAAAUAGAAGGCUUUCCAUUUUGUUUUUUUUCUUUUUCUCUUUUAUAUAUUCCGAAAUUCCUUCUGCUGCUGCUGGUUUUCUCUUUGUUAUGUGUUCGUUGUUGUAUGCUUUGAGUUGUAGGUUUUCUUCUUUCUUUUUUCCUCUCCUUGUUUGU